Molecule: messenger RNA, 909 nt
Organism: Entamoeba nuttalli P19
Lineage: Eukaryota; Evosea; Mastigamoebida; Endamoebidae
Product: Rab GTPase activating protein, putative
Exons: 1
Coding region: 1-909 (302 amino acids)
Biological process (GO): endoplasmic reticulum to Golgi vesicle-mediated transport; positive regulation of GTPase activity
Cellular component (GO): endoplasmic reticulum membrane
Molecular function (GO): GTPase activator activity
Source: RefSeq, a predicted model, not a curated record
AUGCAAAAUGAAUGGAAUGAAUAUGGAAUAAUAAAUGAAUGUGUCAGAGGAUUUGGAGGGUUGAAGAAUCCUAAUAGAAUUAAAAUUUAUCAACAUCUUCUUCAUGCGGAAAAAAUUCAAGACCCAGCUAAAGAAAGUAAGUCACAUUACCAAAUAACAUUGGACGUUAAACGAACAUACGGUAGAUUAUUAAAUGAAGAGGAUAGUACAAGACAAAAAGAAAGGUUAUUAAAAAUACUAGAUGGGAUAUUUGUACUACAUCCAGAGUUUAAGUAUUAUCAAGGAUUUCAUGACAUCGUUAGUUAUUUACUUUUUACUAGUGAAGAUGAUGAACUAAUAUUAGGUGUUAGUGAAAGACUUGCAACAUUAAGAUUUAGGCAAUCAUUAUUUGAUUUUAAUGAAGCAUUAAGUGGUGGAAAAAAAGCAUUGAAAACUGUCAGUUCUAUUGAUCCAGAUUUAAGCAAUGCAUUAGAAGAAGCAGGGUGUGAUGCAAUGUUUGCAUUUCCUUGGUACAUAACAUGGUUUUUACACUCAGUUGAAAACAUAGAAGUUGGACUUCGUUUAUUAGACUUUUUUAUUUGUACUUCCGACCAAGACCUUAUUAAUUUCAUUAGUUCUAUGAUUAUUUCAAGUAGAGAAGCAAUUUUUGCACUUCCAGAAAUAGAGUAUAGUGCUAUUCAUAUUUAUUUUACUGGUGCUCCAAGUAGAUUUACUGUAAAUGAUGUUCAACGUCUUAUUAAUAUGUCGAUGUAUCUAAAAUCUGGGAAAUGUUCAUUGUCAUAUUUCUUGACCAUAUCAUCUAGUCCAUAUGAACUGACUAUAGACCCAAAUUCUUUAUUGUAUAUAAGAAUUCUGAUAGUCAUCAUGUUACUAUGUCAUGUCCUUAUGUUGUAUUGCUCAAAAAAUUAA